This is a messenger RNA of Pimephales promelas (fathead minnow), 1370 nucleotides long. Lineage: Eukaryota; Metazoa; Chordata; Actinopteri; Cypriniformes; Leuciscidae. The record is from RefSeq and is a predicted model, not a curated record.
GAGCUGGCUUAAGUUCAGGAAGUAGUGCAGCUGUGCAUAAAGCCCAUUGACAAUUCAGAAUGAUGUCAAUGUCUCAUUUUUAGAGAUGCUUACAUUGACAUCUGAUUGCAGGCUAAGAUAUAAAUUUUUGACCAGCGUUCUGAUGAAGUCUGACAAUGUUUAUGAGGGAACAGUGGGUAAAAAGGUGGAGAUCAGAUGUCCAUAUUCAGAUGAUUACAAAUAUACACCCAAAUACCUUUGCCAGGAUCCCUGUGGAUCAUCAGGACAUGUUUUGAUUAAAAGUGCAAAGACUGAUCAGGUCAUCUCUGAUGGAAGAUACUCUUUGAUUGACAUUGUGAGUGGAAGGUUCUUCACUGUAACCAUCAGUGAUCUCACACUCAAAGACUCUGGUGUUUAUUACUGCGGAGUUGACAAAUGGUUCAGAGACAAACUGAAUAAAGUGAAUCUGUCUGUCCGUCAAGCUCCUGUGAACAGACCUUCACACACUUCUGAGAAGACAAUUACAACUACAACUAACACAUCUACAUGGACAACAACAACACUCAACUCUACAAUAAGUCGUCUUGUGAGCAGUUCUCACCCACUGUCAAGUCAAAGGCAGUCGUUUUUCAGUGUGGCUGUGGUGUGUGCAGGUGUUCUGGCGCUGCUGGUGUUUGGGGUUCUUGUGGCUGUAGUGUUUCUCUGUUGGAAAAGAUCACACUCCACGUCAGGUGGUUUGAACUGUGGUGUUCCUGAAAAUUCAGUUCAAGAUUCACCAGAUCUCAGCCGGACUGUAUAUGAUGUCCAUCACAUCUACGAUGAAUUAGUGACUGAGAACAGCCCGCCUGGUCCAGCUAGAGAUGCCUAUUCUCCUGUAUUAUAUUCCACCGUGCAGCACUGUGCACCUGUAAACGAUUUGUAUUCAUUGAUCACACACCACUGAGGAUAAAUAACUAGAUCAAUAACUAGAACAACACCAAAAAAACACCCAACUCAUUCUUGAAACCCUGUUGGUGUGAAAUGAUGCAUGUGGUCAGCUUGCUAAAACAGGCACUGUCUGCAAACAUCCUGCUGUGGACAUGUGCGUCAGGCUGUGACAUUUAACUGAGCUGAUGUGUUAAAUUAAUAGUGUGCAUUUCCUAUGUUAAAAUAGCUUUUGUAAUGUACUGUAAAUGCAAAGUGGUUUUAAAAAAACAUAUUGUUUGUCUAUUUGUUUAAUAGUCUGCCUCACUUAAUGAAUGAGGAGAUCAAAUUUUAUGAGCAAUUAUGAAAUCCACAUCUUACACCUUUGUGUGUCUGAGUCUUCUUGUGUUUAUUUAGACUGAUGGUGCAUAUUAUUAUUGGGAGAAUUUCUUUUACCCCAGUGUCUCUUAUAUUAAAGCUUGUUUAUU